This is a messenger RNA of Pelagomonas calceolata, 504 nucleotides long. Lineage: Eukaryota; Pelagophyceae; Pelagomonadales; Pelagomonadaceae. The record is from the annotation of a GenBank genome assembly.
AUGCGCGACGGCGCGUCGUCACGAGCCCUCGUGGGCAUUCUAGCGCUCGACCGGGCGGUUGGGGCCACGGUCGCGGACGAGUCGCGCGUCGGGAAUUUCUCGCGCGGAGACGAAGCUUACUUCUGGCAGAAGCUCGGGCGAGCGCUGCCAGGCGUCCUCGACUUUACGCUGGCCGCCUCGCGGGAGCAGCGCGCACAAUUGGCGGCCGCGCUUAGAAACGUCGCCGCUUUCGACCACCACCGGCGCGCCGUCGGCGCGCGGCCCAUCGCCGUCGCGAUCGUCGAGCCGAUCGACUGGGCGUCGCUGCUGCGGUACUCCAUCUUCGCGUCGCGCCGCGACCUGAACGUGUUGCGCGGCGUCGUCGACGGGAUGGUGAGAGCUGACCCGCGCCUCCGCCGCGAGGCGGAGAACGUCCGGGCCCCCAUCCGUGUGGCCACACGGAUCCAACGGGCCUGGCGGGCGCGACGGGCGGCGAAAGGAGACGCGCCGUCGUCGUCCCCAUAG